This is a messenger RNA of Eleginops maclovinus (Patagonian blennie), 1909 nucleotides long. RefSeq names its product FKBP prolyl isomerase like (gene fkbpl). The transcript has 4 exons. NCBI's taxonomy places the organism in Eukaryota, Metazoa, Chordata, Actinopteri, Perciformes, Eleginopidae. Gene Ontology annotation, molecular function: protein binding. The record is from RefSeq and is a predicted model, not a curated record. Bases 176 to 1258 code for a protein of 360 amino acids.
CUUUAACAUACACGAAGAAGAAAAGGAGGACGGAAAUUAAAAACAGAAGAAGAAAAGUCUCGGGUUUGUGUUUAUUCUUACCAUCUGACCGUUUUCAGUGUCUAAUGUAAUGGUCGUUACUACUUCAUAUCAGAAUUGUGUGUAAGGGACAGAUAUUGGUUACCCUUUUGAAACAAUGCAAACCAACAGUGAUCAUGAUGACAUUGACGUCCCCUCUUGGGUGUCAGUGUGUCCAGGAGGUCUCUGGAAAGUCCAGCGAAAGAAAACACAUGGAGGGAGUCAGGCGACUGUUUCUAAUUCUGGAGAUGAUGCAGCAUGUUCAUCCAGUGACUGUCCAAGGUUGGGUUCUCUGUGUCAAGUCCGGGUGCGGAUCAAAGCUAACAUGCAUGAAGCAGAGACUUUAGUAUCUGAAAUGGGAAAUGAGAAGCUGUCACACCAAUCAGUGACUGAGAUUACAGCGGUCACAGCCUUCCCAAGGUGUCAGGACGCUGUGCUGCAGGUCCCACUGGGUGACUGGAUAACAUUGAGGCUUGGCGAGGGUCAGUGCGAUAUCACAGAAGCAUGUGUGGAAGGGAUGAGAGCGGGAGAGAAAACUGAGAUACUGAUAUCUCCAGUGGAAAAUGGACUAGACGUAUAUGCUCCAGGUGAAGCAAACCUACCUUUAGGUGCCACAGUUGAACUCAAAUCUUACACACCAGGCAAGGAAUCCUGGGAGAUGUGCCCUGGUGAAAAGUGGCAGUGGGUGAAGUCACACAAGGAGCAGGGUGGAGUGAGAUUCAGAAGUGGGGAUGUGUGGGGAGCAGCAGACAGCUAUAGUCGGGCUCUCAAACUCGUCAUCACUCUCCGUGUUCUUGGCAAAGGGGUGGAGGAAAAAGCACAAGAAGCAGAGGAGCAGGUUGACACAGACACUGGUGAUAAAACAUAUCAACAUCCUUCAGCUAAUGAAGUAAAAUCCAUCAAAGCAGAACUUCACUCAAACAUGUCAUUGUGCCAGCUUAAAAUUAACCAACCCGAACGAGCUAAGGUGAGUGCGAUCAAAGCUACUGUGCUGGAACCGGCUGUGGCUAAAGCCUGGUACAGGAUGGGCCAAGCCUGCCAGAUGUUAAACGAGCUGGAGGAGGCCAGGAAGGCAUUUAGGAAACUGCUGGAGCUACAGCCAGAAUCACCUGCUGCUCUGAAAGCACUUAAAGACAUUGCAAGUAAAGAGAAAGACAACAAUGCACAGUUGGGACUUCGACUCAGCAAAAUGUUCAGCUGAAGAAGGGAUAUUAUCCAGUUAUUAUAAGGUGCUAUCUGUGGAACAGUAUGUUUCUUCUUAUGAAUUACCAUUAAAUGGGUACAGCCAAUGCACGUUUGUGUCCCAACUUUAUGCUUUUAAUUUUUAACAUUUCAGAUUAUGUAAUUCAUGCAAUGAAACAUCAAACUUACUUAGGAUGAAUUAAUGUACUACGUUGGUUAAUGGGUACAUAACAUUUUGGUUUUGUGUCCAAUACAUGUGUUCAUCCCUUAAAAUAUAUAUUUGUAGUGCUCCUAGAAGACCACAGGGUGGUGGGAUUUGUCACCUAGUCCCACAGCCGGUGGGAUGUCACAUUGGUCGCUGUUGUUGAGACAAAAGCUGCCGAAACCCGGGAUCGAACCAGGGACCUUUAGAUCUUCAGUCUAACGCUCUCCCAACUGAGCUAUUUCGGCGUGAGAGGGAGACCUGGUACAGGGAAAAGCCAUAUAGAGUGAAAUAUCGAAUGUAGGUAAAUGGUUUAUUUUCAUUGAAACAGAACACAAAUACAUAGAGAGAAAUUACCAAGGUGGUUAAAGAAGCACUUAAAAUGACUUUAAUGUUCAGCAAUAUUUUGUCAAUUUAUAAAUCAACAUGUGUAACUUGUAACAAAAAUAAAGAUACUACUAAACAGAA